This is a messenger RNA of Closterium sp. Yama58-4, 3384 nucleotides long. NCBI's taxonomy places the organism in Eukaryota, Viridiplantae, Streptophyta, Zygnematophyceae, Desmidiales, Closteriaceae. The record is from the annotation of a GenBank genome assembly.
AUGCUCGUCGCUGGAUUUUGUAAGAGGCCUGGUGCAGCGGCAGCCGCUGCUGCUCAUGCCCAAGGGCGUGCGGAUGGUGACCUGUGGGCAGGUGAGGGAGAGUGUUUGCAUAACCAUAGCAGACGAUCAGGUCCGGGGGUGAGGCAGCAACGGCUAUGGGCAGGUGACCAUACACUAGUGGCGAUGGCAGAUGAUCAGAUACUAGGGUGGGGGUACAACAGCUGUGGGCAGGCGGCAACAGGCAGGGAGUCGUACGCAUGGAUGCCCAUGCACGUGGACUGGUGUGUGGGCAAGGUGCACGCACUGGCAGCAGGGGGAGGCCACUCCGCUGUGCUCACCGCUGCUGACUCUCUGAAGCUUCUUACUGAGUUUCGGUUGGCCCAUUCUCUCGACUUCUCGCUUCGCCGCCCGGGCGGGUUGUCGGAGCGCGCGAAAAGUUUUGUCGGGCUGCCCGGGGGCAGGGAAGGCAGGGAAAGCAACAGUGGAGAGGAGGAGGAUGAGGCGGUGAUGCUGCGUCGCCAGCUGGCUCUGGCGGAACGGAUUGUAGAGGAGUCGCACCGGCUCGGGGCUGACUCGCUCGUGCGCUACUGCCUGCAGUUCUGGCUUCGAGUUACAAGUGACAUCGACCCUGAUAUGGAUGAAAAGGAGCAACCUGCAACAAGAGGACGUCGACAAUCCAUUAUGGUGGACGGUGCAGCGGAAGAGAAGAGAGAAGCGAAGGAUUCAGGAAAGGAUGUGAAGGAAGAUUCGCCGAAGAAUGUGAAGGGAGGUGCGGCGGCGGAGGAGGGAGAGGCGGUUGGACAAGUCAACGGUAACGAGGCGAAAGAAAACGGGAAACAGAACGGCGAUGCUGCCGCUACUGCUCCGAAGAAGCAGGAGCCCUUGUCCUUGGAAGAGCUGUUAAAGAAGAGGAAAGAGGACGCCUUGCAACAGGCCAAGCCUGUGUUUCUCACCAAGGAGCAGCGGCAGGCUCUGGCGCUGCAGAAGCGCAAGGCAGAGGCAACGGCUCAGAUGAGGAACACAAAGGCUCUCUUGUCCACCCUUUCACCCUCUGUAUUUUCGGCAGAUGAGAAUGAGGAGGAUGGUGCUGCGGAUGGCAAGGAGGGGGAGAAGGCUGCGAAUGCGGAUGGGGAGGAGGGGAAGAGGGACGGGGGACGAGGCAGAGAGAGUGACCGAGGAAGGGAGGAGAAGGAGAGGGAUGGCGAACGGGACAGGGAGAGGGGCAGGGAUAGGGACAGGGAUAGGGAUAGGGAAGGGGACAGGGAUAGGGAGAGGGAGAGGGACCGGGAUCGGGAUCGGGAUAGAGAUAGGGACAGGGACAGGGACAGGGAUAGGGAGAGGGAUCGGGAUUGGGAUAGGGAUAGGGAUCGGGAUAGGGACCGUGACAGAGAAAGAUACAGAGAGAGGGACAGGGAUAGAGACAGAGACAGGGACAGGGACAGAGAUAGGGAUAGGGAUAGGGAUAGUUACAGGGACAGAGACAGGGACAGGGACCGGGACCGAGACAGAGACAGAGAUAGGGACAGGGAGAGGGAGAGGGGCAGGGAGCGAGAGUGGGAUAGGGACAAGGGGAGGGAUGGCGAGAAGGAGAAGGAGAAGGGGAAGGGCGAGGAGGGAGGUGCUGGGACUGGAGGAGCAGGCACGGAUAGGGAGAGGGAGCUUGAGAUGAUUCGAGAGCAGUACCUGGGACUGCGCAAGCCCAAGAAGCGAGUGAUCAAGCCCAGUGAGAAGUUCCGAUUCUCCUUUGACUGGGAGAACACCGAGGAUACGUCACGCGACCUCAACCCACUCUACCAGAACCCUCACGAGGCACAGCUUCUGUUUGGACGAGGUUUCAGGGCGGGCGUGGACAGGAGGGAGCAGAAAAAGCUUGCAGCGAAGAAUGAAGCAGACAUGCGCGCAGCCAUUCGGGAGAAGGAGGGUGUGGAGGAGCGGCCAGAGGAUGCGGAGGCACAGCAGAAGAGGGAGGAGGCUGCAAAUGCCUAUGACACGUUUGAUAUGCGCGUUGACCGGCAUUGGUCUGAAAAGAAGCUGAGCGAGAUGACUGAGCGUGACUGGCGCAUAUUCCGAGAAGAUUUCAACAUUGCUUACAAGGGCUCCAAGGUGCCUCGUCCCAUGCGCAACUGGGAGGAGAGCGGGCUGUCACCCGAGCUGCUGCGGGCCGUGAAGGAGAUCGGCUACACCAAGCCAUCGCCCAUUCAGAUGGCCGCCCUGCCCAUUGGGCUGCAGCAGCGAGACGUGAUUGGCAUCGCUGAGACUGGCUCUGGCAAGACAUGUGCCUUCGUGCUGCCCAUGCUGACGUACAUCUCAAAGCUGCCGCCCAUGACCGAGGCCAACGAGGCGGAGGGUCCCUACGCUGUGGUGAUGGCGCCCACCAGAGAGCUGGCACAGCAGAUCGAAGAGGAAACGGUCAAGUUCGCCCAGUUCAUGAAUCUCCGGGUUGUGUCGAUCGUGGGAGGCCAGUCAAUCGAAGAGCAAGGCUUCAAGCUGCGCCAGGGCUGUGAGAUCGUGAUCGCCACGCCAGGGCGACUGCUUGACUGCUUGGAGCGGCGCUAUGCCGUGCUGAACCAGUGCAACUACGUGGUGUUGGAUGAGGCUGACCGCAUGAUCGACAUGGGCUUCGAGCCGCAGGUCACAGGAGUGCUAGAGGCCAUGAACACGUCGUUCCUCAAGCCAGACAGCGAGGAUGCAGAGCUGGACGCCUCCCGCAUCUACCGCGUGACCUACAUGUUCUCCGCCACCAUGCCUCCCAGCGUCGAACGGCUGGCGCGCAAAUACCUCCGCAACCCGGUCGUGGUGACCAUUGGUACGGCAGGCAAGGCCACAGAUCUCAUCACGCAGAACGUGUUCAUGGUGAAGGACUCGGAAAAGAUCUCCCGCCUGCAGCGCAUCCUGGAGGGCGUUGGGGAGGACCGCACUGUCAUUGUGUUUGUCAAUACCAAGAAGACGGCUGAUGGUGUUGCCAAGCAGAUCGACAGGAUGGGGUUCAACGUGACAACGCUGCACGGAGGCAAGACGCAGGAGCAGCGAGAGGUCAGCCUGGAGGGCUUCCGCACCAAGAAGUUCAACGUGCUGGUUGCAACAGACGUGGCAGGGCGUGGUAUCGAUAUUCCGGACGUGGCACAUGUCAUCAAUUUCGACAUGCCAGGCAACAUUGAGAUGUACACUCAUCGCAUCGGGCGUACGGGGCGUGCGGGCAAGACAGGAGUGGCCACCACUUUCCUUACACUGCAUGACUCGGACCUCUUCUACGAUCUCAAGCAGAUGCUUACCCAGAGUGGCUGUGCCGUACCCCCUGAGCUUGCCCGGCAUGAAGCAGCCAAAUUCAAACCAGGUUCCAUCCCUGACAGGCCCCGCCGCAACGAGCAGCUUUUCACACAUUGA